Messenger RNA from Doryrhamphus excisus (bluestripe pipefish), 4566 nucleotides. The record is from RefSeq and is a predicted model, not a curated record. NCBI's taxonomy places the organism in Eukaryota, Metazoa, Chordata, Actinopteri, Syngnathiformes, Syngnathidae.
UCUCAACAGCACCCGGCGUUGCAGUUGGAACACAAAAUGCGUACUUCAACUUUUGAGUCCCAAAUACCAAAAAACUGCCUAACAACUCCAGAAAAAAGUCGCUAGUCGCUUUUGAGAAAAUAUGUCUUCAAAGGGGUUUGGAAUGUCACCAGAUCAUCGUCGUAUCUAGCGACAAAAUUGACGGCAGCCCCUCCCCUUGCUUUUAUGUUGACUCACCGCAUUGGAGUAGAGUUGUGAAAAGUUUUGCGUUGGACUAUUAUUCAACAUUGACCCUUUAUUGUCAACAUCUGAUUCAUAUUGCGUGGACAGAAUCCCUCGCGCACAAUAGAUAAGCUGCAUUUAUUUUGAAAUUCCCUGACGUUGUACGCCAUCUUUCAAGCUCCUGCUAAGGCUUGAAUCAACUUUGCAGCCAUGUUUUCAACGGUGACGUACCUGUUGUCCAAAAUGCUCUCACCAUUGUGGAGAACAGCUCAGGUGGAUGCCGACGGCGUUCUACACGGUGUGGCAGACACUGAGACCAUUCGUCACGCUCGCGAUGGCGUGGUGACCGAGCUGGGCCUCGACCACGGCCUUAUCGACGACGCCAUCUACUUCACCAGUGGCGUGGUGCUGGGCGGGGUGCCACUCAAAACCGGGGACGCGGUGACCUGCAUAGCCGUGAGAGAUGGAGCACAAGGCGGGUGGAAAGCCCUCAGGGUGGCAAAGAGUUUUGAUGCCUGGGAAGCCGGAGGCGUUACAUCCUUGGAGGACGACUGCGCUCAGUUGCGUCCUCUCAUCGGUACCAUCACGUCGUGUGACAGAGAGGGCGGCUACAUCAACCAAACUACUUACUUCCCACGUGCCAGUCUCUGUGAAGGUUACGAGCCAAUGUCAGGCGACUGGGUCCAAGCCACGUAUUUUAUCAACCCCACCCAGUGGUCCACACAGGCUCAUUCUGUUGCCCCUUUACGUUAUUGCCGUCUUGACCAGGUGUAUGUGACCAGCGUGUAUGUCAACAACGGCGUGGUGGAGGACAGUGUGUUCUUCUCCCUGGACUCCCUGCUGCUGCCCGCCCACUACAAGCCUGCACGUGGCCACCUGGUUAACCUGGUGAUGGUGGAGAGCAGCCAGUCCUUCUACCGCUGGAGGGCACUCUGCAUGUCACCGUGCAUGGAAGGUUUGAAGUCCGAUCCGGCACACUGGUCCAUGGCUGAAAUGGAGCACUUAUUGGAGAACAAAGGAGGGCUGGAUGUGACUUGCUAUGGCCAGUUUGGAGAUUUGAUGAUUGGAGAGCACAGACAGCUGGUGCUGUGGAUACUGAACAAAGGCUCAGAGACACAACGGCUGAAAUCCUGCAAGUUUGCUGGCUGGGACUCGAAAGAACAGUUUUUUCUCAGUCCAGUCAAGACGGGACACAAAGAGCAUCCCCGGUCUGCAGAAGAGCAAGGCGGUGGUGCCAACCAGGCUGACAGCAAGGAUGCGUCACCUGGUGUGAGAGGAGAAGAACAAGAGGUGGAUAUUCCUCCAGGAGAGCGUUGGUCUGUUGCUGUGGUAUGCCAAGCAAAGAGCCUUGGAAGCUGCACUGAGCUGUUGUUGUUCCACUUCUCCUCUUUUGUCAUCGGGAGGUGCCUGGAGGUCACGGUGCGCAGCGAAGACGAGAAGCUGCUGUGUCCCUCAGAGCCCUAUAGUCCUGCCCACGGCACGCCUGUACCUGAUGCCCCUUCUCAUGUGAUCACCCUUAUUGCGCCUAAGGAUACACUCAGAUUAUCCAAACGGCGACUGCCAUGCUUCCUCCCCUCCUACGCCGUGCCGCAGUCAUUGAGAGACUGUGUGGCUGCACAGAAAGAUGUCCUGGUAGUCCAGCCCUGCUUGGGAGAGGUUCUGUCAGCUUCCAAUGCCCAGGCCCGUUUCUCUACUCUUCUGUGGUUGGAGGAGCUUCAUGCCGAGAGGGAGCUGGCAGAGUUCACCAUUUAUGGUUCUCUGCUCAGGAAAGGAGCCGUCUACCUUCACUUAGAGGUCCUUGGCUUGGCAGAGGGGAGGCCCAAUCUCAACAUAGGUGACAAAAUCAUAUUGAAGAGUCCACAGAGCAAUGGCGUGGUCAUGGAGUAUGUUAGCUGUGUUGCCGAGAUCAACGACGAGGACGUGAGUCUCAAAGUGAAGUCGGAGUUUCAGCGCUUCUACCUUGGAGAGCCUCUUGAUGUGGAGUUCUGCUACAACAGGUUGACCAUGAGACGUUGCCACCACGCACUAGAACAAACCAAGUCCUUUGCAGACGUUUUCUUUCCUUCUAGAGUGACACCUCAGUCGCCUCUGUGGACAGUGAAGUGGGUAGAUGAUGACCCUAACAAAACGCUGGAAGGAAAUGAGCAGGCCCCUGAAGAAGAAAAGGGACCGUUUUCCAACAUGUCAGUUGACAUGAAGUCAAGGGCCACACAGACCAAAGAUGGUGCAACUCCACUCAAAGCCAUCCCCAACCCAGGACACUUCUUCAACCCUGAUCUCAACCCUUUGCAGAGGGAGGCAGUGAAGAGGAUCUUGGCUGCAGAAUGUCGCCCCACCCCUUAUGUGCUGUUUGGACCCCCCGGCACUGGAAAGACUAUUACACUCAUCGAGACCAUACUGCAGAUGUACCACUUUCUUCCCAGCAGCCGUGUCCUGGUGUGCACACCCUCCAACAGCGCGGCCGACCUCAUCUGCAUUCGUCUGCACGACAGUGGCUACUUGCACGCUGCCAGCAUGGCUCGCGUCAACGCUUCUUGCAGGCAAGAGAAGUGCAUCCCCGAGGUGCUGAGACAGUACUCAAGGGCAGGAGAAGACAUCAGUCAUGCCUGUUUUCACCGCAUUGUGGUCAGCACUUGCUCUAGUGCCGGCAUGUUCUUCAAUCUAGGCCUGCAAGUGGGGCAUUUUACUCACGUGUUCCUGGAUGAAGCAGGCCAAGCCAUGGAACCAGAGUCUCUCAUCCCCAUUAGCCUCAUCUCAGAGAGAGACGGACAGCUAGUGUUAGCUGGAGACCCCUGCCAGCUGGGGCCCAUUGUGAAGUCCAAGACGGCCACCGCUUUCGGCCUGGGAGUGUCUCUGCUGGAGAGGCUCAUGGACAAUCCCCUUUACGCCAGGCAUGAGUGGGGGUACAACCCAAAGCUGGUGACAAAGCUGACUUACAAUUACCGCUCCCAUGAGGCCUUGCUGACAAUGCCCUCCAGACUUUUCUACCAUGGAGAACUGUGUGUCAAAGCCCCGAGACCUGUGGUAGACUCUCUCUGCCAGUGGAAAACGCUGCCCAAAAAAGGCUUUCCUCUCCUCUUCCACGGCAUUAGGGGCAAAGAAAUGAGGGAAGGUAACAACCCGUCAUGGUUCAACCCAGUGGAGGCCGUGCAGGUCAUGGUCUACUGCUGCCAGUUGGCCAAGAAACCCUACAAACCUGUGGACACCUCAGAGAUAGGAAUCAUUGCUCCCUACAGGAAACAAUGCGAAAAGAUCCGCAUCCUUCUGGCUAAAGUGGGCCUGUCGGACAUUAAAGUGGGCUCUGUGGAGGAGUUCCAAGGUCAAGAGUUCCUGGUUAUCAUCAUGUCCACGGUGCGCUCAAAUGAAUUGGCCCAGAGUGACGACUUGCAGAGUGCCCUCGGCUUCCUGGCCAACCCCAAACGCUUCAACGUGGCCAUCACGCGCCCCAAAGCUUUGCUGCUGAUCAUCGGAAACCCCCACAUUCUCAUCAAGGAUCAAUGUUUUCGGGAGCUGCUUCACUAUUCUUUCACCAGUGGGGCAUAUGUGGGCUGUGAUCCCCCUUCCUCCAUGAGAGAGACUCACAUAGCUGCAUUGGAUCCUAGUGCUGCAGAUGAUGAUGAUGAUGAUGCUGGACCUCGGCCGCUUCCUUGUCUUUAAGUUUUCCAAGCGAUGGCCGACGGGGUGGGAGGCAAACACAUAGCAAGGUCCAAACGCUCCAAACAUAGAAAUGAUCCAAAAACACCAUAAACCCAUGCAAGGAAGAAAUGAUGCACAUUCAAAAUGCUGCAAAAUCAGAAAGAAAUGCAAAAGACAAAUGCCCGAUGUGCUGAGGCCCCUAAACACAACGGCAACUCACAGAAGUUCACAGCAAAAACGUUCCCCAAAGGGAAAUAGAAUUUAGCAUUUAAAAUCAGUGUUAAUCGACUGUGUGGCUGUGAAACAAAUUAACUGUGAUUCGUGAAUUUCCACCAAGUAGAAUUCCGUUUUCACAAAUGUCAUUUUUUGUAGUCACAGCAUAGAAACCCCUCUACACAACCUUGUAAAUACAGUUUUUAACAUUAGAGUCCUGUAGACAUGAAAUAACAUCCCUAUAGUCACACUCCUACGACCCAAUGCACAGUAGUGGACAUAAGAGAAAACAAGACAUCAAGGACAGAAAUAAAGCUCAUGCGAGGAGGUGACGAAGUUCAGAGUUGAGUUUUAGCUUAGUGUGGGUUAUGGCUGCCACAGUAGCCAUUACCCACACCGAGUGAGCAGUGUCGAAUACUACAUAUCUUUACAUCUUUGAAUGUGUCUUCUUAACGCCUCAUCUUCAAUUAUAGUUCAUUUAGCUAUUUUAAUUAAAAAAACAUGCUUAAAUAUGCC